AUACCAAACAUGGUUAUCCUUCUGGUGUCUCACUCCACUCAGUGGUGCCAAGGGAUGUGCAUUCCAAAUUAAACACUGUGAAGAACAAGAAAGAGGGAGAGAGGAGGAGGGAGAGAGAGGGCGAAAGUGAGAGAAGGAAACAAACGGAGAGAGAAACCUCAAUUAGAUUCCUAAGUCUUUCCAGUGGCUAAUUAAGUCAGUCGUGUUUUCUUUUUAAGUUUGAUUUGAAACUCAGCAGCACAAAUAUUGAGUCCUCGUCAGCACCAAGGAAAGGGAGCAAACCUUUAAUCAUCUUUUUUUUUUUUAACAUAAACCUUUGUAUUUUUUUGCAGAAGAAAACCUGAUAUUUCUUUGUGUUCAAAAUAUAGUGUAGCUACUUUUUUAUUAUUAUUAUUGCAGAGAAAACGUUUACUUUUCCAAGUGGAUUAUUAUUUUUUUAAGCGUGGUUUGGGGGUUUUGAUACAAGGAGAGAUGUGGAAAGACAACUUAACGGUGUUUGAGACCAUGAUCUACGGGCAUUCCCUGUGCACAGAGUGGAACAAUGGCACGGAAGGCGCAAUAUACCAGUUGGGGAGCAUCAUCUUUACACUGGGCUACAUGGGGGGCAGCGGGGUGUUCGGUACCAUUUACAUCUACAGCCUGUUGGCUCCUGGUUUCUUGUGCUAUGCCUUGUGGGGCUGGUUGGAGGCUUGUGGGGCGGACAUUUUCUCCUGGAGUCUCUUCCUGCUGCUCCUGUGUCUCCUGCAGUUGGUUCACCUGGUCUACAAGCUGCGUAAAGACAUCUUUGAGGAGGAGUUUGACAGCCUUUACAAGUGCAUCUACCUGCCCCUGGAGGUGCCCGUCCCUGUCUUCAAGGAGAUUGUGAAGGGUUGUGAAAGCCAGGCCCUGUCCCUGGCAAAGGACCAGAACUAUGCCGUGGAAGGGAAGACCCCCAUCGACAGACUCUCCUUCCUUCUCUCUGGGAGGAUCCGGGUUUCCUUGGAAGGCCAGUUUCUCCAUUAUGUUUUCCCAUACCAGUUUAUUGACUCUCCAGAGUGGGAGUCUCUGCGACCCACAGAAGAGGGGACUUUCCAGGUGACCUUGACUGCAGAGACAGACUGUCGCUACAUAACCUGGAAGAGACGAAAACUCUACCUCUUACUGUCCAGAGAGCGAUAUAUUGCUCGACUUUUCUCGGUCAUGCUGGGGAAUGACAUCACUGACAAGCUCUACUCCCUCAAUGACAAGCUAUUUGUCAAGAGUGGAAUCCGCUUUGACAUUCGACUGCCCAGCCUCUACCAUGUCCUGGCCCCUUCCACGGAUAUGGAUUGUGAGAAGGGUCACAAGCAAGGAGACGCAAUCACGCCAGACGAACAAAUGACACCGCCACUGUCUGCGUCCCGAAAGGCUGCCGCUCCCCUGCCCCAUUCUAGCAAUUCUUCCCAGGACCACUGGUUGACAGACACCGAGCUGCCCGCUGGUGAAAGGCCACCAGGAAGCUUUCCAAACCGUUUUCAGAGAAGACGGGCCCCUCUGGCUCCUACUGAAACCCCGGAGCUCUGAGACCCACCAACCCGACCAAGACACGCAUAUGGACGUCUGCUUUUACUGAGGGCGGAAGAGUCGCACAACCUCACAAAUCAUUUCCACAGAACCUCAUCAACAAUGCGCUUUAACUGCAGCCCUGCACAGCUGUCCCUAAUUCUUUGGUUUAAUUUACUUGAGUAUAUAACAGUAUAUAACAUUAAAGGAAACAUUAAACGCCUGCUCAUAGUUAUUUAUUUCAGAGUAAAAGUGUAUAGCAAUAUAUUGCUGGUAUCGAGGCGAAGAAAACUGCUUUUUGUUAUAAUGUUUAUGCACUCUUCUGCUAAAUUUGGCACUGACCAUUUCAGGGGAAAUUAAAAUCACAUUAAGGUUUAUAUGUGCUGUUUUUAAUAUAAGUUUGUUUUCCUUCUAAGAUUCCUACUAAGGGACACUCAAGAAUGUUUUUUUUCUUUAUUAUAGAACUAUUAAUAGAUAUUCAAAUUUGUUUUAACCAAAGGAGAGUUCUUUAUAUAUGGGGGGUGGGGGGUAAGGUAGGUGGAACUAGGACACAAACACAAUCAAGUAACGUAGACUUAAGGUCACACAAUGAUAGUGGCUUGAAACUUCAAACAUUAACGAUAGCGUUCCACAGCUGGUAACUCAUAACUUAGACACACUCUUGAGUAUUUAAUGUAACCCUUAUUUUUUGUAAUAUUUUAGUUUUAGUUGACUUACCAAAAAUAAGAUUUUGGCAUAAGUACAAUGAUAGAUCUGGCCAUAUUUAUAUGUGAUAUUAUGUGUCUACAGUAGCUGUUUACUAGCUGACUGUUUUUUUUUUUCAAUUAAAGCAAUACAACCAUAUAUUAUUUUAGGCUAAUAAUUCCAGACCCAUCUUCUUCCAUAUUUGUUUUAGGGUGAUUACAGCACAUUUUAGGGCAAAAACACAAGCUCUGGUGUGGAAGCAACACAUAUUAAUUAAUGAACUAACACUAUAUACUGACAUCUGAUUAUAAGCAUUACAUAUCACAACAAGGUUUGCAGUAUGUGCACCACAGAACCACUGCUCAGCAUAGCAAUGUUUUCUGGGUUACGUCAUACAGCUGCAGGUUUUCUAGGAGACUUGGUUUUAAAGCAAUAAACACAUUACUUUGUUUCUA
Molecule: messenger RNA, 2660 nt
Organism: Polyodon spathula (Mississippi paddlefish)
Lineage: Eukaryota; Metazoa; Chordata; Actinopteri; Acipenseriformes; Polyodontidae
Product: popeye domain-containing 2-like
Exons: 4
Coding region: 472-1542 (356 amino acids)
Cellular component (GO): sarcolemma
Molecular function (GO): cAMP binding
Source: RefSeq, a predicted model, not a curated record